Molecule: messenger RNA, 2605 nt
Organism: Plasmodium coatneyi
Lineage: Eukaryota; Apicomplexa; Aconoidasida; Haemosporida; Plasmodiidae
Product: Cholinephosphate cytidylyltransferase
Exons: 3
Coding region: 329-2605 (758 amino acids)
Biological process (GO): CDP-choline pathway
Molecular function (GO): choline-phosphate cytidylyltransferase activity; phosphatidylcholine binding
Source: RefSeq, a predicted model, not a curated record
AAUGAAAAUUCCAAGCAGGUUCAAAAUGGAAAUGUGUGCAAAAAUGAAAAAAGUGUAAGAAUAUACGCCGAUGGAAUAUACGACCUCCUGCACUUAGGCCACAUGCGGCAGUUAAAGCAAGCCAAGCAAAUGGAAAAGGAUGUAACGCUCAUCGUAGGGGUUUGCAGUGAUAUAGACACGAGAAAAUUUAAGGGACAAAUUGUGCAAACGUUAGAAGAGAGAACGGAGACCCUGAAACAUAUUCGGUGGGUCGAUGAAAUAGUAUCUCCUUGCCCGUGGGUGAUAACUCCCGAAUUUAUGGAAGAGCAUAAAAUUGACUUUGUCGCUCAUGAUGAUAUUCCUUAUGCCAACAAUCAAAAAAAGAAAAAAAAAAAAAAAAGGUAAAUCGAACAGUAUUGAAGAGCCUAAUGAUGAUUUAUACGCUUGGUUAAAAAGGGCAGGGAAGUUUAGAGCUACGAAACGGACAGAAGGAGUAUCCACCACAGAUUUGAUUGUAAGAAUUUUAAAAAAUUAUGAAGAUUAUAUUGAACGGUCUUUACAAAGAGGUAUUCACCCAAACGAACUCAACAUUGGCGUCACAAAGGCACAAUCCAUUAAAAUGAAAAAAAAUCUAAUCAGGUGGGGAGAAAAAGUUACAGAUGAAUUGACUAAAGUCACCCUCACCGAUAAGCCGCUUGGCACGGAUUUCGACCAGGGAAUAGACAUAAUAAGAGACAAGGUGCAUGGAUUAUUCAAACUGUGGAGACAACAUUCGAAAAAACUUCUAAAAGAUUUUGCAAAAUCAUUUGAUCCCAUGUUUAUAAUUAUCCGAAAGAAGAGUAAAAAGGACAACCUCUCGGCCAUGUACUUAUCCGACUCGAACUUUUUCUUAAGAACUGUGAAGGAGGAUUUAAGAAAAAGAAAAAGUUUAAGUAACACUAUAAACAACAUAGAUGAAUAUUACUACUCAGCUGAUGAGGAUGAUGACAGUAGCAGGGUGACCAAACUUUUUGGUGUAAUUAGCAAAGUUGCUAAUGAGUCUUAUAAUAACGAUAUGGAUAAUUAUGAAACGUGCUUUGAGUUGGAGGCUUGUUUGAAGGAACGGCGCAGGUGGGGAGGCCCCAUCGGGAACAGCGCCAAAAGUAAACAUACAAACAAUGACAACGAAAAAUUGGGCCCAGACGAACUGCUAUCACUUUCCAGUGAAGGGCAAACGAAAAACGGCCCUCAAUCGAGUCAUUAUAAUGGAAGCCAAAAUGAACAGUUAAUAAAAGCGAGCAAUGUAAACAGAAAGAGUGAUUGCGAUUUGUACAAUAAGACGACCUACCAUGAUAUAAUUGAUGAAGAGGAUCUCCCUAUGGGGGCAAGGACCAACAAGUGCAUACUGGAAAAAAAUUCCAACGAGAUGAGUUCCUGCAGAGAACACAAAAGUAGCAGUUUCGAUAAGGACGAAUAUAACAGCUGCUCAGAUUAUCCCUAUGGGGAUGGGAAGUGUAGUAACAUGAAAAUAAAAAGGAGGAAUAAUUGCACUAAGAAUAAAUUAUCAAAUGUGGGAAAAAUGGAAGAUUCUGCAGAGGAAAGUCAUUUUACCUGUAGCGAAGGAGGUAGUAGCCGCAGUGACAGCAGUAGUUAUAGCAGCGCCUGUGGUGGAAUGGGUCAUACGCCAGAAAGCAGUGACGCAUCGGAGUGUCCCAAAAGGGAGGACAAACAGGGUGAUGACGCACAGGGGGUGAACAAAUCGAGUCAGGGAAAAACAGGCGAAACUGACCAAGUGAACAAUGUGCCUAAGGGCACCCCAAAGGAAAAGAAAAAAAUUGUAAUUUAUGCAGACGGAGUGUACGACAUGCUCCACUUGGGGCAUAUGAAGCAACUGGAGCAAGCGAAGAAGAUGUUCGAAAAUACAGUCCUCAUAGUAGGUGUGACUGGUGACAAUGAGACGAAACUUUUCAAAGGACAGAUUGUGCAAACAUUGGAAGAAAGAACCGAAACGUUGAGGCAUGUCAGAUGGGUUGAUAAAAUUGUAUCUCCGUGUCCGUGGAGCAUAAAAUUGACUUUGUCGCGCAUGAUGAUAUUCCUUAUGCUAAUAAUCAAAAAAAAAAAAAAAAAAAAAAAAGGUAAAUCGAAUAGUAUUGAAGAGCCUAAUAAUGAUGAUAUAUAUGCUUGGUUAAAAAGGGCUGGGAAGUUUAGAGCUACAAAACGGACAGAAGGAGUGUCCACAACUGAUUUGAUUGUAAGAAUUUUAAAAAAUUAUGAAGAUUAUAUUGAACGGUCUUUACAAAGGGGUAUCCACCCGAAUGAACUAAACAUUGGCGUCACAAAAGCACAAUCCAUUAAAAUGAAAAAAAAUCUAAUUAGGUGGGGAGAAAAAGUCACAGAUGAAUUGACUAAAGUCACCCUGACCGAUAAACCACUUGGUACCGACUUCGAUCAGGGAAUAGAAAACCUCCAAAUAAAAUUUAAAGAAUUAUUUAAAAUAUGGAAAAAUGCAUCUAACAAAUUAAUCAAUGAUUUUACAAGCAAACUUGACACAACGUCGUAUUUGUCUUCCCUCCAAAACUUCGUCGACAAUGAGUACGAUUUUUACGACUCUGCUAGCAGCGUCUGCGAAGAAGAAACCAAUAGUUGA